Triplophysa rosa is the source of this 2125-nucleotide messenger RNA. It is a transcript of the gene galr1a, whose product is annotated as galanin receptor 1a. The coding region runs from base 337 to 1380 and encodes 347 amino acids. The transcript has 3 exons. Lineage: Eukaryota; Metazoa; Chordata; Actinopteri; Cypriniformes; Nemacheilidae. Gene Ontology annotation, biological process: positive regulation of cytosolic calcium ion concentration; G protein-coupled receptor signaling pathway; negative regulation of adenylate cyclase activity. The record is from RefSeq and is a predicted model, not a curated record. Gene Ontology annotation, cellular component: membrane. Gene Ontology annotation, molecular function: galanin receptor activity.
GCAGAACAGAGCUGAAGAACAUCACCUGAAGACCACCUGAAGAAUACAACAUCAACCCGUGAACGCCAUCAUCAGUGCGACCAAACAAAGGGAUUAUCAGACGGUAUCAGAAUUAUUAUAGAUUUAUUAAUUUAAUGAAAUGAUCAGAAAUGUUUAUAUUAUGACAUGCAUAAACGCGCGCCUUCAACCAUGUCGUUCUCGGACUCCGAAAAAACUUUAAAGGAUUUUUAAAGCGCAGCAAAAUUUCCACUGAGUUUCUCUUCUGGGAAAUAAAUAGAACAAGAGAACAAACUGCACAGGAGCUGUGAAAGGUCGUGUUUUAAGCCCACAGUAAAGAUGGACAUCCAAAACAGCAGUGAUUUGGAGAGACCCGAGAGCAAUAUAGACUUAGAGGCACCCGAAAAAACAUUAUUCGGCAUCGGCACCGACAACUUCGUCACCCUUUUGAUUUUUGGACUCAUUUUUACUCUGGGGGUCCUGGGAAACUCUCUGGUCAUCACCGUGCUGGCUCAACGCAAACCUGGACAGCAACGCAGCACCACCAACAUCUUCAUCCUGAACCUGAGCGUCGCCGAUCUGUCGUAUCUUCUCUUCUGCAUCCCGUUUCAGUCAACAGUUUACAUGCUGCCCACGUGGAUCCUGGGUGCCUUUAUUUGCAAGUUCAUCCACUACUUUUUCACAGUGUCCAUGUUGGUGAGCAUCUUCACUUUAUCGGCCAUGUCGGUGGACAGGUAUAUCGCCAUAGUGCACUGCAGGAAGUCGUCGUCUAUCAGAGUUGCCAGGCACGCAUUGAUCGGGGUGAUGGUUAUAUGGGUGCUGUCCUUCGCCAUGGCCACCCCUGUUGCCUAUUACCAGAGUAUCGUGGAAAGUGAGGAUAACAGCACGUUUUGCUGGGAAGUGUGGCCGGACCACCACAGGAGGAAAAUAUAUGUGGUGUGCACGUUUGUCUUUGGAUACGUGCUGCCAUUGAUUCUAAUAUCUUUCUGUUACGCAAAGGUCUUGAAUCACUUGCAUAAAAAGCUGAGAAAUGUUUCCAAAAAGUCUGAAGCAUCGAAAAAGAAGACUGCUCAGACAGUACUGGUGGUUGUGGUGGUCUUCUGUCUGUCCUGGCUGCCCCAUCACGUGGUGCAUCUUUGGGUCGAGUUCGGCUCUUUUCCCCUCAACCAGGCGUCCUUCGUGCUCCGAGUGGCCGCUCAUUGUCUAGCCUACAGCAACUCCUCAGUUAACCCUGUUAUAUAUGCAUUCCUCUCUGAGAACUUCAGACAGGCGUAUAAACAGGUGUUUCGUUGUCAGGUUACUUCCGAGUGCCCUACGAAUGAGGCCAGAGAGAAGAAGAGCAAGAUGGAGGCGGCACCAUCCACUAACUGCACAACUGUGUAGCUGAUUGUUGUAUUUAUUUAAUGAUGCUUUUCAAAUGAAAAUCAAAGAAAAUAUGGAACUUGUGGUGGUACUGUACAUAUCGAACAGAAUUCAUAUGUUAAUGUAUUUUUUACAUUAUUGAUGGAAAUAAGCUUUCUCUUAUUUGUAAUGUAUGUACGUAUUUCUGAGCAAAACCAAGACCUUAUUAUUUGCUGCUGAUGUAUAGAUUGUAAAUACAUGCAUUCAAAGAAAGUGAUGGGAGUAAAGGUGAGGGGAAAAGUAAUCUGAAGUUUGUUAUCUUGAGCCAUUUUGUGUAAGAUGACUCCAGCACACCAAGCACACGAAGAAUAUUAAAGGGACUUUAACAGGGAAGAUUAAAUUCAUAAGUGUCCUUAACUUUGAUGGAAACUCAGAAACUCAAUCCAUAUGUGGUACACUAAGUGCACACUGGACUGAAAAAUCCAAUCAUUGUGUCCUAGGGUCACGAUAAGAGGCUACGCAUUUGUUCUCUCAUGCAGAAGAGACAUGACAAGAUUAUCGUUGAGAUAAAUGUACCUGAAUUACUGGUAAUGAAAUAUACUGUAAGAAGGUCGUGCAGGCUUGUCACGAUCUCUCGACUCACAGAAUGGUGGAGGGGGGGCAGGGUGUUGAAAAUGUGCAAUACUGCAUAAAUAUCUCAGUUUAUAUCUGAUAUGAAUAUCUCUACAACUGUAUUUCAUGCUCUUGUGUUUAUGGUUUUUGUGCUGUGUAGUAAAGUUCUUUCAUG